AUGAUGCAGGUGAUGAACUCCACGGCGGCGCUGGCGCUGCAGGAGGUCCAUGGCUCGGAGGCGGGGCUCUGCCACGAGAUCCAUUUGAGCCACAAGACCGCGGCAUGCUUCGCCUCCGUUCCUAAUCGUGGCGCUGGUGGUGUAGCGCUGCUCAUCCCUGGGCUGUCGCCGAAUGAAGCUGCUGACCCCGAUCGUUUCCGUCGUUCGGAGCCCAUCUCUGGACGCGUCCAGCGGCUCCAGAUCAAGUCGGACGUAGCCGGCGCAGGCGAGGGCGCGCUCCCCAACAUGAUCGCGAUAUACAACGCCCGCAACUUCCAGCUCACCGCGGAACAGGUCCAACGCACGAGGGGCUCGAUCCGCGCCGAGCUCAGCAUCGCUGAGCAGCAGCCCGAGCAGGCCACCGCGCUCGCCACGGGUGAUUUCAAGUUCAUGGAUGAGGCCCCGCUCGAGAUGACGGCGCCGCUGGUCAACGAGGGCCUCCCUCGACGGCGAAAUCAUCGCCCCGAACGCCAGCUGCCAUGGGAACAAGCUCUGGGCGACAUGGUCGAGCUGGACCCAGAAUUACCGACGCACUACACUGUGCGCUCGCAGCAGUGCGCGCGGAUUGACAAGAUAUACAUCAGCUCCCUGCCGUGGCUGCUGAUUCAGUGGCGCGCGAAGGUGGACACGCCCGCGGCGCCUGACACCCUCUUCGACAGGGCACGUGCACCUGAGGACGCUGAGCCCCAGCCGAUCCCACAGUACAUCUUCGAGGGCCCCCUCUUCACCAAAUACUUCGACCUGCUGAGCGAUGCUGCUGAUGUGGUCAACCACCCGCCUUCCAUCCGCCUCAAGGAAUUCAAACGCCUCAUCCGCGAGGCGGCCAGGGUGACACGCAAUGACCUGACG
Prorocentrum cordatum is the source of this 888-nucleotide messenger RNA. Lineage: Eukaryota; Dinophyceae; Prorocentrales; Prorocentraceae. The record is from the annotation of a GenBank genome assembly.